AUGGAUAAUGAUAACAAACUAAUUCAUCAUGGUUGGAAAUCUUUUAAAGAAAAUCGUACAAAUUCAGACUUGUAUUCAGAAAAUACAGUGAUUAUGUUUGUACCUACUUUAAUUGGUACAAGAGGAAAUGGUUCUCAAAUCCGUAAAUUCUUUUUACAUCCACAAUUCUCUGAUAAAAUAUGUAUAAUUCAAGAAACAGUGUAUAAUACAUUGAUAUCCAAUCAUAAAUUAAUAGAAGAAGUUGUUUGGAAAGUUCAUUUCAAAGGUUCUGAAUGUAAAUGGUUAUUACCCAACCUUCAAGAGAAUCAUUCUAUGAUAAAUACAACGAUUCAAUUCCCUCUAACGCUUUCUGCUUCUUUUGAUACAAAAAGUCAUAAGAUUGAAUCCAUUCGUUAUUUCUGGGAUCAAGCUUGUAUUUUAAAACAAUUAAAUAUGAUGUCUUCUUCUUUAGUAGUAGGUGAACAACAAAUUGAAACUCUUUGUUCACCUCAUAGAGUACAAUUAACAGGUUUAACUAAUCAAGAUGAAGUCAUGAUGAAACCUUCUUCUUCUCGUAAUAUCUUUACUUAUCAACCUCCUCCUCAACGUCCUAUGGUCAGUCCUUCUAAUAAACUAAAUUCAACUUUUAAAUUUACUCAUGAUGAUGGUACUAGUCAACAAUCAACACAUAAAGAAGCGAUCUCUUCUUCUUUACCUGCUGCUGGUAAACCUACGCCUCGUAUACAUCGUAAUGUCAUUAUUUAA
Messenger RNA from Cokeromyces recurvatus, 744 nucleotides. RefSeq lists its product as uncharacterized. The transcript is spliced from 3 exons. The record is from RefSeq and is a predicted model, not a curated record. Lineage: Eukaryota; Fungi; Mucoromycota; Mucoromycetes; Mucorales; Mucoraceae. Bases 1 to 744 code for a protein of 247 amino acids.